AAUGUUUCCAAUUAAUUGAUAAGUCUCAAUGAUGCAGUUUCAAAAUGAAUCCAACUCUACUUAGUUUGACAAAGAAAGACAAAUCAAAAGAAACCACUGAAGUUGAUUCAUCUUCUAGUAGUAACAAAUCAGAAUCAAAAAACUUUUCUGAGAACAGAUUUAAAGAGGGUUCAUUUAAAAAGUCAACACUGCCAGAGGUAAGUGAUCUUCAUAAAAUGGUUCGUGGUAAAGUGAAAGUAAAAGUCCUAAAUGGUAGAGAUUUGCAAAAUAAAGAAACAUUUCAAACUAGUGAUCCUUAUUGCAUGGUGGAGUUGUCUGGGAAACAGCAUAAAACCAAACACAUCAGCAGCAGUCUUAAUCCCGAUUGGAAUGAAGAAUUUGUUUUUGAUGUGUCCGGUGAUGAUACACUUGCAAUAUCUGUUUGGGAUAAAAAUACCCUAAAAAAAGAUGUCUUUAUGGGGUAUGCAUUUGUGGCAAUUGAUGACUGUAAACAAAAUCAAAAUACACCUAAGACUGCAAAUAUGCUUGGGGGAUGUAGUGGAACAAUUAAUUUGAUUAUUACACCUGAUUUUGAAACAAGAGCAUCCAAAAUUGACAGAAUGGGAACAGAGAUACAAAAAGCAUCCGUGGAUUCAAACAACAAUAAAGACGAGAUUGCUCGAUUAAAUGAUGAAUUAGGAAAAAUGUCAUCUGAAAAUGAUAGAUUUUCUGCAAAUAAUAAAAAAUUAGAGGAGGAAAAUAAAAAGUUUGAAGAGAACAAUAUUAGACUAGAGGCAUCAGUGAACAAGUUAGAAGGUGAAAAUAAAAAAUUUGAAGAAAACAACAAAAGGUUAGAGGAAUCUGUAAACAAAUUAGAAGGUGAAAAUAAGAAAUUUGAAGAAAACAACAAAAGAUUAGAAGAGUCUGUGAACAAAUUAGAAGGGGAAAAUAAAAAGUUUGAAGAAAACAACAAGAGAUUAGAAGAAUCUGUAAACAAAUUAGAAGGGGAAAACAAAAAAUUUGAAGAGAACAACAAAAGGUUAGAAGAGUCUGUGAACAAGUUAGAAAGUGAAAACAAGAAAUUUGAAGAAAACAACAAAAAAUUAGAGGAAUCAGUACACAAGUUAGAAGGUGAAAACAAGAAAUUUGAAGAAAACAACAAAAAGUUGGAGGAAUCAGUACACAAGUUAGAAGGUGAAAACAAGAAAUUUGAAGAAAACAACAAAAAAUUGGAGGAAUCGGUACACAAGUUAGAAGGUGAAAACAAGAAAUUUGAAGAAAACAACAAUAGAUUACAAGAGUCUGUAAAUAAACUUGAAGAGAACAAUAACAGAUUAGAAACUUCUGUAAAUCAGCUUGAAGAAAACAACAAGCGGUUGGAAGACUCAAUUGACAAGCUUGAAGGUGAAAACAAAAAGUUUGAAGAAAACAACAAAAAGUUAGAAGAAGAAAACAACCGCUUCCAAGAAAAUAAUGCAAAGUUAGAGUCAGAGGUUAACAGACUUGGUGGCGAAAUAAAUCGUUUGGAAGAAGAAAACAAUAAAUUUGCAGAAAAUAAUGAAAACCUUAAAAACAAUGUUUCAAAACUGGAAGGAGAAGUCACUAAAAUGUCACAUUUAAAUAAAGAAUAUGAAGUCAAUAAUAAAAAGCUUGAAGAUAACGUGAACAAGUUAGAGGGGGAACUACACAAAAUGGGAGAAGAAAAUAAAAAGUUCGAAGUUAAUAAUAAGAAGCUUGAGGAGCAAGUUAAUCAAUUGACAAGCGAAGUAGCGAAGAUGACAGAAGAAAACAAUAAAUUUUCUGAAAAUAACAACAAGUUGUCACAAGAAGUUACAAAAAUAUCUAAAGAAAACGAAAAGAUGGCUGAAAACAACAAAAAUUUAGCUGAUGAAAUUGCCCGACUGAAAGCAGAGAUUGAUAGAAUGGUUGAAGAGAACAGAAAAUUUGCUGAAAAUAAUGCAAAUCUUAAACAACAGGUAGAAAAAAUUACAGCAGAGAAUGAAAAGUUUUCAGAAAAUAACAAAAUGCUUGAAGAGCAAAACAACAUUUUCCAGGAAAAUAACAAAGAGCUGACAUCUACAGUUAGUGACCUUAAAGAGCAAGCUGACAAGUUUAAAGAUAUUUAUCAAAGAUUGCUAGCGGAAAAUGAAAAGUUAGCAAAAAUCAGAGAUGGCUUGCAAGAACAACUUACGGGAUUUCAAAAACUUCAAGAAAUGAUAUUUUCACAGUUAAACGAAAAAAUGAGAGCAAUGGAUCGAUCUUUACUUGAGAAGAUUGCUGUUGAUAUUGAAAUGUUGGAUGGUGACCAAGGUUUGUCAAAAGACGAAUUCGAUCGUUUUAUGAAGCGUGUUCCUACUCAUUUAAAACAAAAGUUUCAAAAAAUUGCCGACGAUUUUAGUAAGUUUGACAAAAACAAAGACAAUGUUAUCGAUUCAGAUGAAUUUGGAGCAAUGCUUGAUCAAGUCAUGGAAAGCGAAGGAAUGCAUAAAUAGAAAAAGUUGAAGCAAUAAAUUUGUGUUUUAUGAUGUUAGUGGUUUAGUGUGAUUUCUUUUUAAAGUUUUGCUAUUUUUGUAUUUUGCUAUAUUUUGUUAUUAUAUUUUUAUAUAGAAGUUGGGUUCAUGUAUAUAUUUGUUCAGAAUCAGGUUGUAUUUUUGUAGAGAUUUUUUAAUAAUUUUUUAAAUUUGAUACAAUGUUUUAUCUAGCAGUGAAGACAUUUUGGUUAGUCUAACAGGGAAAACAUUUAAAUUGGUCUAGGAGCCAACAUUUAGGUUUCGGUUGAUUUUGAUAUAGUAUUUUGACACGUGAUUUUUAUAAUAUUGUAUUUUUAUAUCGUAUAUUUUUGUGAAGAUUUUUUAUUUAUUAGUUUAUGUUAAUCGUUUCAUUAAAAAAAGUAAAACUCGAAAGUUUUUACUCAGA
Molecule: messenger RNA, 2895 nt
Organism: Hydra vulgaris (swiftwater hydra)
Lineage: Eukaryota; Metazoa; Cnidaria; Hydrozoa; Anthoathecata; Hydridae
Product: putative leucine-rich repeat-containing protein DDB_G0290503
Molecular function (GO): calcium ion binding
Source: RefSeq, a predicted model, not a curated record